Sapajus apella (tufted capuchin) is the source of this 702-nucleotide messenger RNA. It is a transcript of the gene TEX19, whose product is annotated as testis expressed 19. Gene Ontology annotation, cellular component: cytoplasm; nucleus. The coding region runs from base 1 to 702 and encodes 233 amino acids. The record is from RefSeq and is a predicted model, not a curated record. Gene Ontology annotation, biological process: placenta development; spermatogenesis; male gonad development. Lineage: Eukaryota; Metazoa; Chordata; Mammalia; Primates; Cebidae. The transcript has 3 exons.
AUGUGCCCCCCGGUCAGUGUGCCUUUCGAGGAAGAGGGCAUAUCCUACCUCUACGCCUCCUGGAUGUAUCGGCGUCAACAUGGAGACCAGCUAAGCGUUUGCUUCACUUGCUUCAAGAGUGCCUUUGAGGACCUUAAAGAGAUGUUGGAGUCAGAGAUCUUGGAAGAAGUCAGCUGGGACCCUGAGCUGAUGGAGCACACUGAGGCAGAGUCUGAGCAGGAGGGGUCCCCAGAGAUGGAGCUGGGCUGGGGGCAGAGCCCAGGGCAGCUUAUGCAGGUGGGCUCUGAGGCAUGGGAGCCAGAGACCCUGGCAUCAGCCCCAGAAGAGGUGGAAGACGAAGACCCGGACCUCGAAUUUGUGCCCACUGAACUGGGGCCUCAGGACGCUGAGCCCCUGGGCCUGGCUCUUGAGGACGCUGACUGGACCCAGGGUCUUCCCUGGAGAUUGGAUCUGCCUCUUAUCUGCUCACACUGGAAAAGCUUCUUUUCUUCAUGGCAGGAGUCUUUCAAAGUGGACCUGCCCCCAGGGGAGCCCAUGCUUGUCUCCAUGGUGGACUGCUACAAUGCCAUCUACCUCCAGAAGAUGACCCUGAACAGGGCCCUGAGGACCCCAGGGCAGCACUGGAAAUUGCUACUGGAACCUGGACAUCAGACUAAGAGCCAGCAAUUGCUCUUCCACAACAGCGAGGGGAGCAGUUGGUAA